Lucilia sericata (common green bottle fly) is the source of this 3626-nucleotide messenger RNA. RefSeq lists its product as uncharacterized. Gene Ontology annotation, cellular component: nucleus. Gene Ontology annotation, molecular function: zinc ion binding; DNA-binding transcription factor activity; RNA polymerase II cis-regulatory region sequence-specific DNA binding. The record is from RefSeq and is a predicted model, not a curated record. The coding region runs from base 125 to 3610 and encodes 1161 amino acids. NCBI's taxonomy places the organism in Eukaryota, Metazoa, Arthropoda, Insecta, Diptera, Calliphoridae. The transcript is spliced from 7 exons. Gene Ontology annotation, biological process: regulation of transcription by RNA polymerase II.
CAAUAAACACAGUCUGGCAAUUGAUUAGAGGUAAAAGAAAAAAAUGACAUUGAUUUGUUUACAAAUAAAUUUCUUUUACGGGUGUUUUGAUAAAAUGGAAUUCUUUUAAAAUUUAUCACAAAAAAUGGUAAAUAUAACUGAAUUAACUUGUCGCGUUUGUUUGGAAGAACAAAAUGUUCUCAUAAAUAUCUACGAUGAGUUGGAGGAAUUACAUACAAACCUAAGCAAACUUUUGGAAACAUGUGCUGACCUGCAGAUCAAUGAAGGUGAUAUAUUUCCCAAAUAUUUGUGUGAGAAUUGUACGAGAGAACUUUUAAUAACAUCAAAAUUUCGUGAUAAAUGUAAUAAAUCCAAAGAAAUACUUUAUGAAUUAUUAGAAAACUCGAGAAUUAUAGAAAUUGAGGAAACCUCAACAAACUCAAAUGAUAUAAUAGAAUACUGUGCAGAGGAUUUGAAUGAUUUAGUAGAGGAAGAUUUAAUAAUUGAAGAGGAAUCCAUAGAGAAAGAAACAGCAGAGCUGGAACCAAUACAAGAUAUAGAAAUAAAUGAGCAGCAGGAAAGUACUUUAUCUCUACUGAGGAAAAACAUUGCAGAAACAACGAAUGAAACAGAGAUAAAUCAACUGGAAACUAACAUAGAAGAGACUAUAACAGUAGAAAAUAAAAGCGAAAAUUUACCUUUAGUAGCCGAAGAAACUGGGAACGUUAUUCCAGUUAUUGUUUCAUGGGAUGAUUCAACUGUAGUGGUGGCACAGGAAGAUGAAUCUAUGCUUACAAGUACAACUAAAGCACUAAGUGAAAAACUAAAAAGAUCUCAUAUGUAUAAAUGUGAUAUAUGCGGCGCCAUAUUUAAACAGGCCAUCAAUUUGCAAAAGCAUUUACAAAAAUCACACGAUCCCAUACAUUUUUUUACAUGCAGUAAAUGUGAACAUUGGUUCUCUUUAGAAACUGAGUUUAAUAAACAUGUUGAAAACUGUAAUUAUUUAGAUAUAAAUAAUGAAAUUAUUGCGGAAAAUAAAAAACUGAAAACAGAUAAAAUCUCAGCGCCAGUAUAUGAACAGGAUCCAAAUCGUAAGUGUGUGUAUUGUGAACGUGAUUUUCCUACUCCAUUCGCUUUGCGUAUGCAUUUAAGAACUCACACAGGAGAGCGGCCAUUUCAGUGUAAAUAUUGCACAAAAUCCUUUAAAACACAAUCACAACUAAAUGUUCAUCAUAAAAGGCACACUGGCCAGGCAGAUUUUAUUUGCACAAUUUGCAAUAAAACCUUUUAUGAACAGAGUAACCUCACUGUUCAUAUGCGUUCACAUACGGGUGAACGUCCUCAUGUUUGUACAGUUUGCAAUAAAACUUUUACUCGUGUUUUUCUCUUGCAAUUUCAUAUGAGAACACAUACUGGGGAAAAACCUUAUAAAUGUAGUUACUGUGAUAAAAGUUUUCGCCAACAUACCGAUUUACGUAGUCACUUGACCAUACAUACGGGCCAGAAACAACACAUUUGUGUUUUAUGUGGUAAAUCUUAUAUAAAACGUUCACAUUUAGGGCAGCAUAUGCGCAAACAUCAGCUACACCUAGCCACUGAUGGUGUAGAUAAUGCGGAAGCAGCUUUGUUGGAAAACGAGCCUAGCACAGAGGAGCUAAAUACUGCUACAGAUAAUAUUCAAAAUUAUGUACAAAAUCCCGAAAUUCUUUAUAGUUUUGAUGAGAUUAUAGAAAGUGAAGAUGUUAGCUCACAAAUGGAGGAAUCCAGUACAAAUUAUAAUAAAUUAAAUACCAUGGUGGACUUAUGCCGUCUAUGUGCUUCACUGCGUAAAAUAGACGUUUUAGUCUCCAUUAAAGAUGAAUCUAAUGAAAUCUGUGAAAAAUUACGAAAAUGUUUUCAGCUUAAUAUUAAAAUGCAGGAUGCUCUACCUAAAACUAUAUGCCAGGAAUGUAUGGGAAAUUUAAAUAAAUUACAUAAAUUUUAUAUAAAAGUAACUGAGGCCCAAGAAACCUUGCAAGCAUUAUAUCCAAAUAUCACGACACCGGAAGAAUCAAAUAAAAACUUGGAAUCCGCACAGACAUCCCUAGUAAAAACUUUAUCUGCCAUUAAGGAAAAUCCCAGAAAGAGAAACUCUUCCCAGCAAAAGGAAGAUAAAGUCAAAUUUAUAAAAGAAACAGAUAUACAAGAAAUUGAAAAAACAGAAAUUCCUUUAAAACAAAUCAAACUAGAAAAGUGUAUAACAGUUAAAACAAACUAUUCCAUAAAGGAAUCCAAGUCUAAAAAUUCCCCCGAAAACUUACUACAAGAAGUGUACAAUAUGCUAGAUAUGACCAAAGAAGAAGCCAUGAUGGAGAGUUCCUAUGAAAUACUCGAAACUAUAGAAGAAAAUGCUGAAGACUUAACGGAGGAUAGUAGUGACAAAUAUCUCGAUUAUGAAGAGACUUCUGAACAGCCGGAACCAUUAAUAGAAGAACAUCAUGUUUUGGAAGAUAGUAAUAUUAUUAAAAAUCCUAUAGAGGUUAUAGAAGAUAAACAGUUGGACGCUGAACAGACAGAAGUUAUUAUAUUACCGGAUAAGGAAUUAAAUAUUCAAUUUGAAUAUGUGGAUAAUUAUGAGGAGAAUGAAGAGGAAGAUGAUGAAUUAUUAACCAAUUCGGACAGAGAGCAAUCUGAAAAUAAAGGACAAGAAAUAAUGCAAUUGAAUUCGUGGAAAUCCUAUACUUACUUAUGUUAUCUUUGUGACAACAAUUUCAACAAUUUCUUGGAUUUAUACACACAUCUAGCGGCCCAACAUCAGCAAACAGAAAUCGAUAAAUUAUAUUAUAAAUGUUUUGAUUGUCAAAAAGUAAUACCACGUUAUAAUUACUUUCUCAAUCAUAUACGUUCAAAACAUCAUCCGAGUUUAAAGUUAAAAUGCGAAGUUUGUGACUUAAGUUGCCAGAACUAUGAAGAACUCUCCUACCAUCGUAGUGUUAAUUGCCCAGAUGCGAAUAAAUAUGCUCAUAUAGUAUCCUGUAAUGAAUGUUUUAAAAGUUUUCAUAACCCAUACGGUUUACAAAAUCAUUAUAAAACACAACAUACUAACAUUAAACUUAAGUCAAAAUAUCAAUGUCCGGAAUGUGACAAAGAGUUUCAGUAUAAAAGUUGUUUGAAAGUACACGAACAAGUUCAUAAUCAUAAAAAGAAAUUUGCCUGUAGUUAUUGCGAUCGUACAUUUACCAAUAAAAGUAGCUUGGAGUUUCAUCUUUAUUCCCAUGUAAAUGAAAAGACCUAUAAAUGUAAUAUAUGUAAUAAAAGUUUUAAAACAUACCUUUCCCUUGAUCAACAUCAAGUACUACAUCGAGAAGAGAAACCUUUCAAAUGUGAAUAUUGUGAAAAGGAUUUUCGCACAAAAAUUCAAAAAAUUGCCCAUGAACGUACACACACCGGUGAAAUGCCUUUUCCCUGCGGUCAGUGCACUAAACGUUUUCGUUUUCUCAGCGCUCUUAAUGCUCAUAUUAAGAUACAUACGGGCGUUAAACCUUAUUCAUGUGAGUAUUGUGAUAAAACUUUUGCCGAUAGUUCAAAUCGUAAUAAACACGUUAAACGAAAACAUGCUAAUAGUGAAAAGCAAGUGAAUAAAAAAGACUAAGCAAGUUUUGCUUUAA